Messenger RNA from Vespa mandarinia (Asian giant hornet), 666 nucleotides. NCBI's taxonomy places the organism in Eukaryota, Metazoa, Arthropoda, Insecta, Hymenoptera, Vespidae. The record is from the annotation of a RefSeq genome assembly.
AUGAUAUCAAAUCUAUUCUCCAUUUUUGACCCUUACACCUCUAUGAAUUACUCCUUUAAUUGAUUAAGUCUUAUAAUUCCUUUAUUUUUUUUUCCUAAUCAAUUCUGAUUUAAAAAAUCUAAAAUAUUUAUAUUUUGACUUUUUAUUAAUAAUUUCCUAUUAAAAGAAUUUAAAAAUUUUAAAAAAAAUAAUAUAACUAAUAUUAUUUCUUUCUUUUCUAUAUUUAUAAUGAUUCUAAUUAUAAACUUUAUUGGGCUAUUUCCUUAUAUUUUUACCCCUUCAAGUCAUCUAUCUAUUACUCUUCCUCUUUCUCUAACAAUCUGAUUAAGAAUUAUACUUUACUAUUGAACUAAAAUAACAAAUUUAAGAUUUGCUCACCUUGUCCCUCUUAAUACCCCUUCAAUUUUAAUAAUAUUUAUAGUCCUAAUUGAAACAAUUAGAAAUAUUAUUCGCCCUAUUACAUUAUCAAUUCGUUUAUCUGCAAAUAUAAUUGCAGGUCAUCUUCUUUUAUGUCUUCUCGGAUCAACUGGAACCUCAAUAAAUCUCCACUUAAUUAAUUUAUUAAUUAUUACACAAAUCUUACUUUUUUUACUCGAAUUAGCUGUUUCAAUUAUUCAAUCAUAUGUAUUUAUAACUUUAAUAUCACUCUACUCUAAUGAAUUAUAA